Messenger RNA from Trichomonas vaginalis G3, 1278 nucleotides. Its product is annotated as glycosyltransferase family. Gene Ontology annotation, molecular function: glycosyltransferase activity. The transcript has a single exon. The coding region runs from base 1 to 1278 and encodes 425 amino acids. NCBI's taxonomy places the organism in Eukaryota, Parabasalia, Trichomonadida, Trichomonadidae. The record is from RefSeq and is a predicted model, not a curated record.
AUGAAUGUUCUUCGAGAGCGUCUGAUGUUCUUGUGCUCUCGGCAGAAACGCAUGAUAGCCGUAAUUUUUCUGAUAGCAAUAUCAGUUGUUGCAUCUCUGAUCAUUUAUAUUCCAAAAUACCUCAAAUAUUUGGAUUCUCAAUGUUAUAUUCCAAUUUUUAACACUACAAUCAAAAUAAGCAGGCAUUUACCUUCAAGUUAUUUGAUAAAAUCACAAAAAAUCCUCGAAUAUUAUCAUAUUGACCCAAAUAAUCUUAUUAUUGAUGAAUUAUCAAGAAAAUCUUACGAUGAUUCCGGUGUAGUUUCAUAUAACACCCAUGAUAAAGUCAUUAAUUACGCUCAAAAACUAUCUACCACAUAUGCAGUUCUUCAAAAUAAGUAUGUAAAUUCUUGGUCUUUGAUAUGUGAUGGAAAAUACAUAUACAUUAUGGAAGAUUACUGGGCAUACAGAUAUGACUUAAAACAAUAUCAGCAUACUCUCGUAGGAACUUAUGAAAAUGUGAUUGCAAUUGGAGAUAGACAUGCAGAUGAAUACGGGCAUUUCUUUAUAGAUGUUCUAGCACCACUUAUGUGUAUACCUCGCGACAUUUGGAAAUAUUCAAAAAUCGUUGUAAAAGGAAAUAAUCCAUAUUGUACGGAAUUAUUACUCAGUUUAAACUUUACAGUAUCACAAAUACUUUACCUCAAAGAAGGAGAAUGGAUUUUAGCAAAGAAUCUUCAUACAACGCUUUAUCCUCCUUCUUAUUUCAGACAUCCAGGAACUGCAUACAGAAACCUUUCAAUUUACUUGAAACAAGCAUUUGGAGUGUAUGAUAUAAAGCCAACGCGCUAUGUUUUAAUGAAUCGUGAUAAAAAUCAAAAAAGAAGAAUUUCAAAUCUUGAUGGAAUUAAAACUAUGCUUUCAGUGCUAUACCCUGAUAUUCUAUGGGGUGAUUUACGUGAUUUGUACCCAGAUAUUCGUUCUUCUGCAGUUUCUUACGCAUCAAUUAAAUUCUUAUUUGGAAUUACGGGUUCAAACCUCAUUAGAACAUUUUUCAUGCAUCCAAAGACUGUUGUUGUUUCUUGUCAGCUCGAUUUCAACGAUUUUAACAUGCAAUCAAUAGCUUUGGUAAAUGAAGUCAUGUAUUUUACAUUUUCAACAAGAGGAUAUAACCAUUAUACAUAUCUUCCUAUUUAUUUGCAUGUUGAAGAUGCUUUACGCGCAAUUAAGAUUGGAAUGUAUGCUGCAGAGCAUGGAAAGUUCCCAACUAACAGUACAGAGUACCCAUACUUAAGAUAA